UUGAUAAAGAAUUUGAAUUUGGGUGCUCGCAAUAACGACACUCAGAUCUCUUGCUUGGUUCUAAAUCUCAGGUUUUUGCAAAAGAAACAGAUUUCUUAGCUUUCAGAUAUCCGAUCCCCUUCUUGGAAAUUUGGUAAACGUGGAUUGGUAGUUUAAGGCUUUCCUUUCAUAAGGUGAUAAUCUUAUACUGUUGACGAACGAUGGGAGAUCACUUUGUUUUGCUGGUUGAUCGCUUGCUUACUGAAUCAACUUUGGAAGCUGCAAUUGAAAGCAGACAGUCAUUAAAACAGGCUGCAAUUGUUGAAACAGCGAUUGACUGCUCGCCUCAUAAAGGUUGUGAAGCUAGUUUAUCUCCGAGGAAACUGGUUGAGUGCAGAAUAUGCCAGGAUGAAGAUAUCGAUUCGAAUAUGGAGACUCCUUGCUCUUGCUGUGGUAGCUUAAAGUAUGCUCACCGGAAAUGCGUUCAGAGGUGGUGUAAUGAGAAGGGUGACACUGUAUGUGAGAUAUGCCAUCAGCAAUUCAAGCCAGGAUAUACAGCACCACCACCUAUUUUCCGAUUUCGUGGAAUACCAAUGAACUUCAGGGGAAAUUGGCAAAUAGCCAGGAGGGACUUGGCUAAUCCUCGCUUUGUAACAAUGGUUUCGAGUGAGAGCAAUUUCCUUGAUCCUGACUAUGAUGAAUAUGAAAUUUCUACAUCGAGAAGUAUAAUCUGCUGUCGCUCAAUUGCCAUAAUUUUUAUGAUCCUUCUAAUCUUGAGGCAUACUCUUCCUAUCAUUGUUAGUCGAGCAGGGAACUAUUCGUUCCCAUUGAUCAUGCUAUUACUGCUAAGAAUUGCUGGGAUUAUUCUACCAAUCUGCAUAAUACUGAAAGCCGUGACUUCUAUCAUACGUCGUCGACAACAGGCUAAUCUAUCCAUCACUCCAUCAGACGAAGAAGCUGGCCAAUUGACUCUACAUCAGCCACAUGCGAUGCCUGUUCGCUAAAUGGUUCUUGAUGUUGCAACUUGAACUGAUGGUAAAUUUCUGUUCUUUCAAGGGAGCUCGUAUUGCAAAUCUUCAUUUCACAGAAAGUUAUUAAAGCGCGACAGUUGCUAUGAAUUCGCAAUUAUCCAAAGAUGAUACAAACAAUGUUGUGUUUUACUUCUUACUAUGAACAAAUGUGCCUUAACCUUAUCCGGGGUAAUCUUAUUUUGAACAUUUGUACCCUCUCAAGUGUACAUUUUCAGGUGUAAAUUUGUUACUGCACCUUUGAAGAACUAUCUGUACAGAACUUUUAUACUAGAUUGUUAAUGAAAAUGAAGGAAGAAUUAGAGAUGAA
Messenger RNA from Olea europaea var. sylvestris, 1317 nucleotides. RefSeq lists its product as uncharacterized. Gene Ontology annotation, cellular component: membrane. Gene Ontology annotation, biological process: protein ubiquitination. The coding region runs from base 201 to 983 and encodes 260 amino acids. Lineage: Eukaryota; Viridiplantae; Streptophyta; Magnoliopsida; Lamiales; Oleaceae. The transcript has 8 exons. Gene Ontology annotation, molecular function: ubiquitin-protein transferase activity; zinc ion binding. The record is from RefSeq and is a predicted model, not a curated record.